AAAGAUAUACUGACCGGAAGCUUCGUCAACAGGCGGGAAGUUGAAAGUUUGUGUGUUGUCUCUGUUCAAAAAGCUCGUUAGCUAGGUAGCUAGCUACAAGUUGUCCGUCAGGAUGGUGGACAGAAAUCUUGUGAAGGAGUUGAAACGUUGGGCAACAGAGGAGUUCGGGCUUCCACCCGAUAGCCUACCAAGUGAUGGCUAUUUUAAAACCCUCUGUGUUGGUACAGGAAAUUCAAUAUGGAAAUAUGUCAUCCAACACGUUUUUAAGCCGAAGAAUGUGAGGAUCAUGCGUGGAAAUCUUCAGUGGUACAAGGUUCUUCAAGACAAAGAGUUAAAGCAGGCUGAAGGCCAGAGUGAGGCUGCAAAGCAGAGAGACCUUCAGAGGAAGAUUGAGCAGCUGAGAGCUGAAAUCAAUCACCUGGACUCUCAGAUUAGUGGAGCAGAGGAGAAUCUGGCUGCACAAGAGCAGUCUAUCAGCAAUAACUGGGCCCAGGUGUCAGACACGCAGCGCAGAGAGCUGGUUCUGCAGGCUUUCAGGGAGCGCUGUCUCUUGGGUCGCAAUUUGCUUUCUGAAGACACCCAGAAAAUCAGUGAACACUGUCAGACAUUGGAACAGAUGGCCAGGAAAGCAGAAAUUGAGGUGCCAUUUGAUGAUGAGACUUUUGGUGAUUGUGAUAACCUCAAAGCUACCAUGGAGGCACAAGUUCUGUGUGAUGUGAGAGAACUGUGUGAUGACAGGGUUCACUUCUAUCAGUCUUUACAAGAGAGUGAACUGAAAACAGCACACACAGCCAAACACAUGACGCAGGAACAGAGGACUGCCAUGUUUCAUUACUGGCUGAGCGCUGUGGAGAACCUACUGGGUGGUUAUCCUCCAAACCACAUCCUCUCAGCAUUACAGCAUUUAGCUUUAAGAGAACAGAAAGAACUACAGGACAAACUAGCUUCUCUGGAUGUGACAAGGGAUGUUACAGCUCUACGCUACCGAUAUGAAAGCAAUCACCUCUUGGACACAUCAUCAGAAGAGCAUAAUGAAUUGCCACCGGUUCAGGUCCUCCUACAGUCUGCUUGGGAUGACAUACAGCAGAGCUUAGUGGAACUGGCCCAAACUCGCUCCAGAGUUCAGAAGCUCAAAAACCAGCUGUUGACUCGUAAGAAUGAGGCUGGAGAGGAGGUGUCUGGUAUUGCAGAUGAUGUCAACAAUGAUACUUUGCCACUGUCAGUUUUAGAGCUGGAACUCCAGUGUGUGAUGCAGGUGGCAGCCCGGGAUCACAUAAGAGACUGCUGUAUCCAGCUCGACCAGCAGGCCAGAAGCAGAGAGGAGGCGCUCAGAAACCUCCGCAGCCAGUGGCAGAGCAUCCUCGACUUCAGACACCUAGUUGCUGUUAGACAGGAGCAGAUAAGAGGUCUGAUUAAGGGGAACUCCACAACUAAGACAGAGUUAAUACGUCUUCACACAGAGUUACAGGAAUUUGUCCGGAGUAAGGUGGUGCCAACGUUAGAAAAUGUUACCUGUACCGCCAGCAGUUUAAGAAACUCCAUUUCUAAGGAAGCCAGACUUUUGGCAACGGUUUCACUUUUUGCUCUGGACAGAAGGACUCUUGAAGGAGAGCAAAGAAUCCCUGCAUCAUGGUUAUCCAUUCAUCGUUUGCUGUCUCCAACCUUCAGCAGCUUGUGCCAAAAUCUUUCUUUCCCUCUGUGCAAGGCUCCAGAGGACUUGUGUUCCCAUGUGCUCUCCCAGAAGCUUGAGUUGCGUUUUUUCCAUCAGUUACUGCAACUUCACUCUGCUACACUGUUAAAAAAACAGAAGGAAGCAGAGCACCUCCUUGCAUCUGAUCAAAAAGCCUUGCUGUCUAGGGUCAGUGAGGAAGAUCAAAAGAUUCUGAAAUCUCUGGUUCCAAGAGUCAGAAGCCUCACUCAGCGUUGUGCCCACGGCCUUUCCUAUGGGGACCAAGUCAAAACUGCCAUUGCUUGCUGGUGGGAUAAACCAGCACAGCAUGUUUUACCUGACCUCACUAAAGGAGGACUCACUUUUCAGCAGUGGUUACAAAGGUGGAGACUUGCUGCCAAAGCCUCUUAAGCAAUGCAUUUAGUUUAAAAAUAUAAGUUUCUAUUCCAACACUUUUCAUGGAACGUAAUCUUUUCAGUUGAUUAAUACAUUCUGCUGCACCUCAUCUGAAUAUCUCUUAUACUGAAUACUCUCCCUUGCUUCCACUGAAAGUUCAUAAGGAAGGAACUUCUAAUACCCACUAAACAUGAGGAAUGAUUACACGAAUAAAACGUGUUUCAAUAUGAAGAUGGGCCCUUUAUUAUGCUUUUAAGAUUACCUUUGAGCGUUGUAAGUCUUUUACACUAUGCCACAUUUUGUACUAAUUUUGUCUUGUGUCAAAGUUUAGAAUCUCUCUGUAUGACCUUUAUUAUUUUGGUUUAUAUUUGUCUCAUGAAACUAAUAAUUCUGUGUUAUUUAAGAUUACCACAAACAGAAACAUCAGGUUAUGAUUGAACAAAACUGAAUGGAAACUAUAAAACCAUAUACAAAACCAGUCAGGUAUAGGCUGGCUUGUCCAUUUGCAUAGGUUGGGUAAUGCAGGAAUAAGUUGGCGGUCAAGAGUUUUUCGUAGAUGCUGAAAGGUUUGGGCCAUAGAACACCGUAUUUAGUCAUGACAAGACAAAACUAAACAUUUGAUGUGUCUCGCUUUAUGGUGAUGUGAUGACUGCUUUUCACUAUAUAGUUAAUUAAAUAAUUGUUCUGGUUAUGACCAAAUCACACACUUACUGGUCUUGCUGUUUUACCAUGUGACGUCACUCACCAAUAAAUCAUUUAAAAACAAA
Molecule: messenger RNA, 2832 nt
Organism: Betta splendens (Siamese fighting fish)
Lineage: Eukaryota; Metazoa; Chordata; Actinopteri; Anabantiformes; Osphronemidae
Gene: haus5
Product: HAUS augmin-like complex, subunit 5
Exons: 20
Coding region: 113-2080 (655 amino acids)
Biological process (GO): spindle assembly; centrosome cycle
Cellular component (GO): centrosome; HAUS complex
Source: RefSeq, a predicted model, not a curated record